AUGGUCAAGGGGGACGUUGUCACCAUCGCCUCGGCGACCUUCCUAGCCGUAGGAGGUUUCCUCUUUGGCUAUGACUCCGGUAUCAUUGGAUCUUCCAUUUCUCUCCCUCAGUUCAAAGAAUACUUCAACGACCCCGACAACGAUGUUGUCGGUGGUAUCGUCAGCUCUUUCCAGGGUGGUGCCGUUCUUGGAACGAUUUUCAAUAUGGUCAGUAUUUGUCUUCUCGGCAGGAAGAAGACUAUCGUCGUGGGCUCGAUGAUAUCACUCCUCGGUUCUGCUCUUCAGGGUGGCGCUGCCAACAUCGCCAUGCUGAUUGUCGGUCGCUUCAUCAGCGGUAUGGCUGUAGGCACCUUGACCAGCACGAUUCCCAUGUACGCCUCCGAGCUGUCCAUGCCCAGAUGGAGAGGUGCUCUUUCUGGAUUACUCCAGUGGUUUCUCAGCUGGGGAUUCUUGAUCGCUCAGUGGCUCGGUUAUGCCUGCUCUUUUGCUCCCGGCGCCUUCUCAUGGCGAUUUCCACUUGCCUUCCAGUGUGCUCCUGCUGCUAUCUUACUCGCUGGUAUCUGGUUUUUACAGGAGUCUCCUCGAUGGCUUAUGGAGAAAGACAGACAUGAGGAAGCACGAGCCGUCCUUGAAAAGCUCAGACAAGGCGAUGACCCCUCACGAAUCGACCUGGAGUUCAUUGAGAUUCGCGACGUCAUCGCUGCAGACCGCGAGAUUGGCAAGGUUUCUGCCAUGUCCAUCCUUACAAAGGCAUCCUGGAGAAAGAGAUUGUUACUUGGAUGCGGUGUGCAAGUGUUUGGUCCCCUCUCGGGUAUCAACGUUAUUAACUACUACGGACCUCGCAUUUAUGAGAUUAUCGGCAUUGACAACCAGACAUCCCUUAUGAUCAUUGGCAUCAGCGGCGCUCUCUCCAUCGUAUACUGCACCAUCGGUCUCUACUUCCUUGACAAGGUUGGUCGUGUCAAGCCUUUAAUCGUCUCAGCCGCCGGUCUGGCCGCUUCUGUGUUGGUCAACUCCAUCCAAGCUCAGUACUUGGACCCGAACAAUAUCAACCAGGCCCGCUCCAUGGUGGCUAUGAACUUCCUUUUCAGCUUGUUCUACACCCCUCUGGGUAUCAUUUCGUGGGUAUACCCUGCCGAGAUCUUCCCCGUCGAAGUACGCGCUCUAGGCAACGCCAUUACCACCUUCUCUAACUGGGUUGUGAACCUUGUCUUCGCCCAGUUCUCGCCCGCUGCGCUGGCCAAGCUCGGCUUCGGUUAUUUCUACGUCUUCUUCGCGUUCAAUCUCAUUGCCCUGGUCUGCUACUGGUUUUUCUAUCCCGAAACAAAGGGCCGCACUCUGGAGCAGAUGGAUGUGCUCUUCGGCGAUCAACUCGUUCCCCACGCGCUCGACGAUCCGGUGGGAGCCGCGGCCAUCUCCAAGGAGGGUUAUUUAACGCAUGUCGAAGAGCACGAGAAGACGGAUGCUCCCGAGGAAAGGGUUUAA
Messenger RNA from Truncatella angustata, 1485 nucleotides. Its product is annotated as general substrate transporter. Gene Ontology annotation, molecular function: carbohydrate:proton symporter activity. Gene Ontology annotation, cellular component: membrane. The coding region runs from base 1 to 1485 and encodes 494 amino acids. NCBI's taxonomy places the organism in Eukaryota, Fungi, Ascomycota, Sordariomycetes, Amphisphaeriales, Sporocadaceae. The record is from RefSeq and is a predicted model, not a curated record. Gene Ontology annotation, biological process: transmembrane transport; carbohydrate transport. The transcript has 4 exons.